GACGCACAGCGAAACCAACCAGGAUUUACACUCCAAGUCAGGACUAUAAGCUGAAACACCCCAAACCAAACAUAAUGAAGGUGUUCAUCGUACUCUGCGCACUAGUGGCCUGUGUAUCGGCCGGAGUGGUCCGAUCCUCGGGCUGGGGAUCGAAUCCUUGGGGCGGCAGCAGCUCCGGAUGGAACAGUGGCUGGGUGGCCCAGCCGCAGGUCAUCAAGGUGAUAAAGAUCGGAGGCGGCGGCGGCGGCGGCUCUGGCUGGGGAGGAAACUCCGGAUGGGGAGGAAACUCUGGCUGGAGCAGCGGCAAUUCCGGAUGGGGCGGCAACUCCGGAUGGGGUGGAAACUCUGGCUGGAGCAGCGACAACUCCGGAUGGAACAGCAAUGGCUGGUCCAGCUCCAGCUCCAAUAGUGGAUGGUGGUAAAGACUCGAGGAUAUACCAUCGCUAGAAGACGCAACCCAAACUCAACUCUAAUCCCAAUCCCAAUCCCGAUCCCGAUCCCGAUCCUAAUCCCCUCUCUCCGCACCUGGUUCACAAUCCGCACGUUUUUAUAACAUAGUUUUUAAUUACCUUUUUUUUUGUGUAACGCAUAAAUAAAUGA
Messenger RNA from Drosophila teissieri, 600 nucleotides. RefSeq lists its product as uncharacterized. The record is from RefSeq and is a predicted model, not a curated record. Bases 75 to 422 code for a protein of 115 amino acids. NCBI's taxonomy places the organism in Eukaryota, Metazoa, Arthropoda, Insecta, Diptera, Drosophilidae. The transcript has a single exon.